Messenger RNA from Colletotrichum chrysophilum, 1308 nucleotides. RefSeq lists its product as uncharacterized. The coding region runs from base 1 to 1308 and encodes 435 amino acids. Gene Ontology annotation, molecular function: zinc ion binding; metallocarboxypeptidase activity. The record is from RefSeq and is a predicted model, not a curated record. NCBI's taxonomy places the organism in Eukaryota, Fungi, Ascomycota, Sordariomycetes, Glomerellales, Glomerellaceae. Gene Ontology annotation, biological process: proteolysis. The transcript is spliced from 3 exons.
AUGAAGCCCAUCCUCGUCGCCUCACUCGUAGCCUCCCUCGCCGCGGGACUCUCUGUCCAGAAGCGAGGCGCCAUCUCGUAUGAAGGUUACCAAGUUCUCCGCGUCAAGACUCUUAGCAAACUGGCCUCCGUCCAACAAAAGCUCUCGACAAUCCCCCACGAGCAAUGGAACCACGACAUCGACACUCACAUCGACAUUGUGGUCUCUCCUGACCAGGUCGCCAACGUUGAGGCCCAGGGUCUAGAUUACCGCGUGCUUCACAAAGAUCUCGGCGAGUCUAUCACAGCAGAGUCUCAGCUCAGGGGUACAUACAAGCGUGAUGUCGACGAUUUGUCAUGGUAUGACUCCUACCAUCCGUAUGCGGACCAUAUUCAGUACAUCAAGAACCUCCACGAGUCUUUUCCCGACAACUCCGAAUUGAUUACCGCCGGUCACUCUUAUGAGAAUCGGACCAUCCAGGGUAUUCACCUUUGGGGAGACGGCGGCCCAGGAAAGCCAGCUGUUCUUUACCACGGCAACGUGCAUGCCCGAGAAUGGAUUACGUCCAAGGUGGUUGAGUACCUAACUCUCCAACUCAUCAACACCCACAAGAACGCCACCAAUGCCACGGACUCCUGGUUGAACACUUAUGACUUCCACAUCUUCCCCAUCGUCAACCCCGACGGCUUUGCGUACUCCCAGGAAGUUGAUCGUCUCUGGAGAAAGACCCGCACCCCGCCUCCCCCGCCGCCGCAGAACCAGUCCUGCUAUGGUACAGACAUCAACAGAAACUGGGAGUACGGAUGGGACGUAAACUCACUCGGUGCCUCGACAAACGCCUGCGCCCAAGCCUAUCGUGGUCAGAGACAUUCCGACACUAUUGAGAACCAAGGUCUCGAUGCCUACGUCCGCAAGGUCCGUGACGCGGCUGGAAUCAAGCUGUUUAUCGACUGGCACAGCUACGGCCAGUACAUCCUUUCACCAUUCGGAUCGAAGGAGGAGUGGUAUGCACCCGAGCUUGGAAAGUGGACCAAGGCCGCAUCAAUCCUGAGCGAGGUCAUCCGGGACAGCUCCGAGCGGCGCACGACGUUCACCUUUGGACCGAGUGGUGCUACGCUGUACACAACGACCGGAGCUGCUCCGGACCACGUCUACGCUAUCGGUGGUGCUGACUUCUCGUACACCAUUGAGCUUCCUGAUACGGGGGACUAUGGCUUUAUUCUGCCACCUGAGCGUAUCAGAGGCGCUGCUGAGGAGCAGUGGGUCGGUCAGAGCGCCUUGUUUCCGCUGUUAGACGAGGUCUUCUUUGACGGUAUCGGCCCUGCGUGA